Molecule: messenger RNA, 1515 nt
Organism: Cryptomeria japonica (Japanese cedar)
Lineage: Eukaryota; Viridiplantae; Streptophyta; Pinopsida; Cupressales; Cupressaceae
Product: putative UPF0481 protein At3g02645
Exons: 2
Coding region: 1-1515 (504 amino acids)
Source: RefSeq, a predicted model, not a curated record
AUGGAAUUAAUGAAAGCAGAUGAAGUAAAGUUGGAUCAAGAUAUCUGGCUUACUCAAAUCAAGGAAGGCCUGCAAUUUCAGGAUGAGAAAGGAGAAGAAAAAGACAUACGUGUAUCCGUUUUUGGUGUGCCCAAGGAGCUGUUGACAGUGAAGCCAGAAGCAUAUAUUCCGCAGUGCGUCUCCAUUGGACCAUAUCACCAUUUGAGACCCCAACUGUUCGAAAUCGAGAGAUACAAAGUAGCUGCUGCACGAAGAUUUGAGAAGACGCUAACCGGCUACUGCAAGUUCGAAUCUGUGGUGGAAGAAUUGAAGAAGUACGACUGGCAAAUCAGGAACUGCUACCACAAAUUUCUUGAGUACAAAGAGGAAGACCUUGCAUGGCUCAUGGCUCUUGACGGGUCGUUCUUGCUUGAGUGCUUGCAGUUCUACCUCAAACGGGGGGAUCGCACUUCAUCGGAAGUGUCAUCCCAGUUGAAGCGACUUGGCAGUGUUUUAGAUACAUCUCGCAGAAGUGCAACCCACAAUGCAAUUAUGAGAGAUCUGAUGAUGCUCAAGAAUCAGCUACCUUUGUUCGUCUUGCAGAAGCUCCUGGAAAUGCAGUUGGGUUCUCAAGAUAAGGCUGAAGAAAGGCUCUGCAAUCUAGUGACACUCGCCUGUGAAGAUUGGUCGCCAUUUAUGUUGAAGAUGCGAGAUAGUUCAAGACUCCGUAUAAAGGAGAGCGGUCACAUAUUAGAGGAGCUAUACAACUCUAUUGCUCUUUCCUCGUUAAAACUUUGUCUUGCUCAACUUUUCUCGGCACUCUCUGAGCGUGUCUUUAAAGGGAGGCCUGACCAGUUGGUGAUACAGUUGUCUACGAAUCUUGUUUCCGCUUUUCAAACUGUUUCAAUUAAGCGUAAAGAUGAAAAGGAUGAGGAAAAAGAUGAGGAGAGAGGAUAUUCCUCUCCGGAAACUCCUCCAACUUGUGACGAACUAGCGAUUCCCUCCGUCUCCGAUUUAUACUCCGAAGGAGUAAGAUUCCUUCCGACCAAGGGAGGCCUCACCACAAUUUGCUUCGACCCGACCAACGCAUCUCUUUAUCUUCCCAAAUUGAGGUUGGAUUCCAACACAGAAGUAGUUCUCAGAAAUGUGGUGGCUUUCGAAGCUUCAGCGGCUCCUGGUGCUUUGAUCUUCACUCGUUACAUAGAUUUCAUGAACGGCAUCAUCGACACAGACGAAGAUGUUGGGCUGCUGAGAAAGAGCGGGAUUAUCUACAGUCACCUGGCAGACGAGGGGAAAGUGGCAAGCUUGUGGAACGGCUUGGGUAAAUGCAUCCAAUUGAGGCGAAUUAAAUAUUUGGACCAAGUUAUAGCGGACGUCAACAACCUUUAUAAUAACAGAUGGAGCGUAGCUGCGAAGAAGUAUGUAAACAAAUACAUAUUUGGUUCUUGGCAGCUCCUGACUGUUGUGGCCACGGGGAUACUUCUGCUUCUCACUUGCUUCCAGGCCUUCUGUUUUGUGUAUGACUAUAAGGGUUAA